Molecule: messenger RNA, 852 nt
Organism: Leptonychotes weddellii (Weddell seal)
Lineage: Eukaryota; Metazoa; Chordata; Mammalia; Carnivora; Phocidae
Gene: VAX2
Product: ventral anterior homeobox 2
Biological process (GO): regulation of transcription by RNA polymerase II; brain development; central nervous system development
Cellular component (GO): nucleus
Molecular function (GO): RNA polymerase II cis-regulatory region sequence-specific DNA binding; DNA-binding transcription factor activity, RNA polymerase II-specific
Source: RefSeq, a predicted model, not a curated record
AUGGGCGAUGGGGGCGCCGAGCGCGACCGCGGUCCCGCACGCCGGGAGGCGCGCGGCGGGCGCGGCGGGGACAGAGGCGGAGCGGAGGACUCGGGUGCUGAUGCUGGCCUCCGCAGCCCAAGGGAGAUUGGAGGGACCUCUGCUUCUAGCCCCGAGGGCUCCAGGGAGAGCGGCGCCGACAGCGACGGCCACCCCGGGCUCGGUGAGGCAGACCACUACCGCCGCAUCCUGGUGCGAGAUGCCAAAGGGACCAUCCGGGAGAUCAUCCUGCCUAAGGGUCUGGACCUGGACCGGCCCAAGCGGACCCGCACAUCCUUCACGGCCGAGCAGCUCUACCACCUGGAAAUGGAGUUCCAGCGCUGUCAGUACGUGGUGGGCCGGGAGCGCACCAAGCUGGCCCGCCAGCUGAACCUCUCCGAGACCCAGGUGAAGGUCUGGUUCCAGAACCGCCGCACCAAGCAGAAGAAAGACCAGAGCAGAGACCUGGAGAAGCGGGCGUCCUCCUCAGCCUCCGAGGCCUUUGCCACCUCCAACAUCCUGCGGCUGCUGGAGCAGGGCCGCCUGCUGUCCGUGCCCAGGGCCCCCAGCCUCCUGGCGCUGACCCCUGGCCUGCUGGGCCCGCCUGCCGACCACAGGGGCACCUCACUGGGUGACCCCAGGAACUCCUCCCCGUGCCUCAACCCAGUGACCUCGGCCUCGGUAUCCCCGCCGCUGCCACCCCCAAGGCCAGCCCUCUGCUUUUCCGCUGCCGCGCUCCUGGACCUGCCUGCCUGCUAUGAACUCGGCUCCUCGGCCUUCGAGCCCUACAGCCGGAGAGCAGGCAGCCCUGGCGGUGGCAAGAAAGUGGCUUAG